Budorcas taxicolor (takin) is the source of this 738-nucleotide messenger RNA. RefSeq names its product killer cell lectin-like receptor subfamily I member 1. Lineage: Eukaryota; Metazoa; Chordata; Mammalia; Artiodactyla; Bovidae. The record is from RefSeq and is a predicted model, not a curated record. Gene Ontology annotation, biological process: positive regulation of natural killer cell mediated cytotoxicity; stimulatory C-type lectin receptor signaling pathway. The coding region runs from base 1 to 738 and encodes 245 amino acids. The transcript is spliced from 6 exons.
AUGCUUAAGAGUAAGCAAAACAAAGGUAUUGUAAACAAGCAAGAGGUAAUCUACGCAGAACCAAAAUUCUCCAAGUCUCAACAGCAAAAAAUAUCCAAGACAAAUCAGAGAAAUGUCCAGUCAAGAGAACAGCAAGUAGACUACAUGGAACUGAAAUUUCCCAGAUCUCACCUUCAGCACAGAAAACAGAAAAAAGGAAAAGUGUUACACCACCGAUCUAUAGUCUGGCAAGUGAUAACUGGCAGCCUGGGGACCUUGUGCGUGGUUUUGUUGACAACAGUGUGUGUCUUGCUUGCAAACUCAUAUUCCAACAAAGAAGACCCAAAUCAAAAAAUGUCACCUGAUCCCACUCUAUCAUCUAAAAAUGGUGAAUGUUCCUGUGACCAUUGUUCAACUCACUGGAUUGGAUUUGGAAGUAGUUAUUAUCAUCUUUCGAGUAAAACCAAAACCUGGAUGGAGAGCCAUGCUGCCUGUGAAGAGCUAGAUACCCACCUUCUAAAGAUCGAUAUCAAGGGAGAGCUGGAAAUUUUAUCAAUGCUUGAAGUAAAAGGAUGGAUAGGUCUCAAAAUCAAUGAAACAAGUGAAUCCUGGUUAUGGGAAGAUGGCACCACAGUAAUUGAAAACCUGUUUGAAUUCCUGAAAAUGGAGAAAGAUGGUUGUGCAUAUAUUGAUGGAAAUUAUGUUUAUACUGCUAACUGUUCAUCUGGGAAAAGUUACGUGUGUGAGUUUAGUGUAUAG